Messenger RNA from Mycotypha africana, 6039 nucleotides. RefSeq lists its product as uncharacterized. The record is from RefSeq and is a predicted model, not a curated record. NCBI's taxonomy places the organism in Eukaryota, Fungi, Mucoromycota, Mucoromycetes, Mucorales, Mycotyphaceae. The transcript is spliced from 12 exons. Gene Ontology annotation, molecular function: ATP hydrolysis activity; ATP-dependent chromatin remodeler activity; DNA binding. Bases 88 to 5760 code for a protein of 1890 amino acids.
GCAAAAUAUGAAGUCUGAGAAACAAAUUAACCGACCACUGCUAAUAGUGAUAAUAGGAGCCUUUCCUAAAUUCUGUAAUAGUAAAAAAUGGCCACUAGACUUGAUAGGCUCGUUUUAUUACUAGAUACAGGCUCGACAACAGCUGUUAGACGUACAGCUGCCCAGCAACUGGGUGAAAUUCAAAAGCAACACCCAGGGGAACUUUACAAUUUAUUAUCAAGAGUCGUCGUACACCUCAGGAGCAAAGCAUGGGACACUCGUUGGGCAGCAGGGCAAGCACUAGAAGCGAUCGCGGCGAAUGUGCCAGCUUGGAAUCCAUCAGACAACAGUGACAACAGUGAUGCGACAACGAUCAAGGUCGAAGACGAUGUACAUAAGCUUAACUUUAAUCAAUUUGAUUUGGGUCCAGUAUUACAAAACGGGAAGUUACUACUAGGCUCUGCUGGAAAAGAAUAUGAUGUCGACUUUUCAGAUAUGACUCCAGAGCAGAGAUUAGAGCUUCAACGACGCAAUUUGAAAGAGCGUUUAGGUCUCGCGAGUCAGUUUAUGGAUGUGGAUCUCGUGGAAGAUACAGAUUUGGAAGCAAAAGCAAUAAAAGCGAGUCAAGCUUCGCAGUCCGAAAGUCCUUCACCUUCACCAUCUACGUCCACUGCUGUGAAUACGACACCUGCAUUGUCGGAAAUCAACAUGGCAGGUUUAUCUGCUCGUGAACGCAAUAUGUUGAAGCGUAAGCUCAAGCAGGAAUCAAAGAUGAAGAACAAAAAAGAAAAAGUUCGCAUCAUUGACGUGAAGAAUAAAUCCGAUACAACAGUUAAGCCAGUGAAAAUAGAGUCGAAUGAAGAGUUUGAAUUUACUCCUCAACCGCAAUCUGAUAAAUUGGUGGUGGAAGUCAAAAAGCCUAUAGCAUCUGCAGAUGAUGCGUUGGAUGAAAUUCAACGUGAUUGGCCUUUUAAGAUGAUUUGUGAACAUCUAUGUCUCGAUUUAUUUGACCCUGCUUGGGAAAUCCGCCAUGGUGCUGGCAUUGGGUUGCGUAGUAUAUUAAAAGCACAUGGUGAUGGUGCAGGAAAAAAACUUGCCGCUAAUAAAGCAAAAAAUGAAGAAUUACAUAAUGCUUGGUUGGAAGAUGUUGCUAUACGCUUAUUAUGUGUUUUUGCAUUGGAUCGUUUUGCUGAUUUUGUCUCCGAUCAAGUAGUUUGUCCCGUUAGAGAAACAUGCUCGCAAACACUUGGCGUCGUAUUACAGUAUAUGUCACCUUUCGCAGUACAGAAAGUGCAUGAAAACCUUUUAAAGCUUAUUAAUCAAUCAGAUCCUGCCUUCGAAGGUCGAUCAAUUUGGGAAGUACGACAUGCCGGCCUACUUGGUUUAAAAUAUACAGUUGCUGUAAGGAAAGAUUUAGUAGAAAUGCUUGUAGAUGGUACUACCGGCGCUGUUGUGUUAGGUUUGCAAGAUCACGACGAUGAUGUACGCGCUGUCAGUGCUGCAACUCUAUUACCUAUCACUGCCGAAUUUGUACGCAUGAGCUCAAAAGACCGUAUCAGAGAUGUAAUGACCACAUUAUGGGAUUGUUUGAUUGACUUGAAAGAUGAUUUAACUGCUUCAACCGGUGCAGUGAUGGAUUUGAUUGCGAAAAUGUUUGAACAACCGGGUGUUAUGGAUAUUGUACGAGAGCAUUUCAGUUUAGCAGAACUUGUGCCUCGUUUGCACCCGUUUUUCAGACAUACUAUUGCCAGUGUCCGUUUAGCCGUCCUAAACACAUUAUCCACAUUCAUUGACUGCGGUACAUCGGCUGAGUGGGUAGAUGAACGUGUUUAUCGUCUCGUAUUUCAAAAUCUGAUUGUAGAAGAAAAGCCAGAGAUUAUUACAAGAACUUUAGCUGUUUGGGAAGGAUUGACCAUUAGCGGAAAAGUGAAUAAUCAACUUAUUCUUCAAGGUACAGGGAACUGGCUAGGCAGCUGGUUUGAAAUUACAAUGACACCGAUAGGGCAACCCCUCGAUGUUGCUGCUUACUUUUAUAAACCACCUGGAGCCUUUGGUAACGGUGGAUCUUACGCAACUACAACAUCUGCUCCAAUUGUUGACAAAACGAGCAAGAAAAUUAAACCAGCAGCUAGAAAUAAGGAUACAUCGAUCAAUGCUCUUGGAAGCGAAUCUGUGCGAUCUACCAGUGCGCUCGAUGAAUCUCAUAAUUUAGAUGCCGGCAUGAUUGCCCAAGACUUUUCGCUCAUAACAACUGAGCAAGUCAUGCGCUGCCGUGUUGCCUGUACCACAGCUUUGGGUAUGGCCAUGAGUACGUGGCCUGACGAUUCAAUGGAAAUGUCAUAUCUCGAAGUCAUAUUGACAUUAUUAUCAUCGCAGUGGGCCCUAAAGAGACAUCUGGGAGCGAUGGCUGUAGAAGAGUGGGCUAAAGCUGUACUAAAAACGCGUUAUAAUGUCGAAUGUAUCAGCCAUGCACCAUCAGAAGCUUUAUUGGCCAACAUGCAUAAUUUCCCUCGCGUCUUAUCUCAAGCCAUGUGUAACAAUCUGGAAAAUGCAGCGACUCAAACAACUGGAUUCUAUUUUGAACUUGUACAUGUAUUGAAACGCAUCCGCGCAGAAUGCCAGAACUUAUUAAAUGCUUUCCAUGCAGAAGCCAAAUUACCUGUCAAUAUGAUCCCUGUCUUACCUACUUUAGUUCCCGGUGAGGUCUUGCCAGAACAAGGACCACUAUUCACGAUUGAGCUUGCAACAGCCGUUGUUACAGAUACGUUCCCGCAAUUGCUGACCAAAGUACCCAAGGGUAAAGGUAGAGCAGCAUUACUCACAGCGUUGAAUGAACGUCAGCACCGUGUAGUUGCCUCGAUAGGAUACUUUGAAGAGUUGAAGCAAAAGAUUGAGAUUAAUGUAUAUGCAAGUACAGCAGGCGCUAUUGUUGAAUUGGGUGUUUUGCCUCAAAAAUUGAAUCCUAUAAUUCGUAGUAUCAUGAACAGUAUAAAAUUUGAAGAAAACCUCGAAUUACAGCAACGUUCCGCUGCUACACUUACAGAUCUAGUUGCCUUAUGUGAACGUAGCAAAGCUCGUUCAAACCCUAAUGAUAAAGUGAUCAAGAACCUGUGCACGUUCUUAUGCACUGAUACAACUGUAACGCCACUUUUAGAAGAAAAUCAAGUAAAAUCUGGCAUCCUAUCGAUUACGAAAGAAGAAACGAACAGUAAAACUGGUACCAGCAACAGCAAUAAGAACACCUCGCCGGAGGAGCAGAAGGAUGCUCAAUUAAUGAAGCGUGGCGCGGAACUGGCCCUGCGUGAAUUAUGUAAUCGCUUUGGUGAUCGUGUAUUUGAAAUUGUACCCAAAUUGAAAGAAAGUAUCUGUCAGAGAAUAAUGGAAGUUUUCCCUGAAACAGCACACAUGAACAGUGUUGAGCAAUCGGAUGCUAUCAUCGCAGAAAAUAUUCUUUUGGGCCAAGAAGUCAUAGAUUCCUUGAGCAUUUUGACCAUGAUUGUGCCUUACUUAUCAGAUAAGCUCUGGAACGAACUAGACAUUAUCAUUCCUUAUAUAUGUAGGUCCCUUCGGUCGUGCUAUGCAGUCAUUCGUAAUGUGAGCGCGCGUUGUCUCGCGGCCGUAGCAAAUGUCAAUACUGAUAGGACUAUGCAAAUUAUUGUCGAAAAAGUUUUGCCUCAAUUGGGAAAUACACUAAAUCAUUAUCACAGACAAGGUGCUUCCGAACUGGUAUAUCAUCUUGUGCAAUUACUUGAUACCAAAAUUUUACCGUACACUAUCUUUUUGAUUGUUCCUAUUUUGGGUCGCAUGAGUGAUGUAGAUGAAGCUGUUCGUUUAGUGUGCACCAAUUGCUUCGCUCUUUUGAUCAAACUUGUACCUUUGGAGGCGGGCAUUCCUGAUCCUCCUGGAAUGUCGGUGGAAAUGUUGGCUCACCGUGACGAAGAGAGACAAUUUUUAUCGCAACUUCUUGAUAACUCAAAGGUUGAGAGUUAUAAAAUUCCUGUUAGGAUCAAUGCAGAACUUCGAAAAUACCAACAGGAAGGUGUCAAUUGGCUGGCUUUCCUGAACAAAUUUCAUCUGCAUGGUAUUUUAUGUGACGAUAUGGGUCUUGGUAAGACGCUUCAGUCUAUCUGUAUCUUAGCCGGUGAUCAUUUUAACAGAGCUCAAAAGUAUGCUGAGACCAAGUCUCCUGAACUCGCUCCUAUUCCUUCAUUGGUUAUCUGUCCUCCUACUUUGACAGGACAUUGGUAUCAUGAGAUUAUUAAUUACUGUGAGAACCUUAGUCCGUUAUUGUAUACUGGUGGCCCAGCAGAAAGGAAAAAACUACGAUUGUCUCUUAUCAAGCAUGACGUUGUUAUCAUGUCUUAUGAUAUCAUUCGAAAUGAUAUUGAUGAACUGUCUGGUAUCACUUGGAACUACUGUAUUCUUGAUGAAGGUCAUAUCAUCAAGAAUGGCAAAACAAAGAUUACAAAAUCAAUCAAAACUAUCAAAUCAAAUCACCGUCUUAUUCUCUCCGGUACACCUAUUCAAAAUAAUGUUCUCGAAUUAUGGUCUUUGUUUGACUUUUUGAUGCCAGGUUUCUUGGGUACUGAAAAAGUUUUCAACGAACGAUUUGGCAAACCGAUUCUUGCGAGCAGAGAUAGUAAAAGCUCAUCAAAGGAACAAGAAGCGGGUGCAUUGGCUUUGGAAGCACUACACAAACAAGUGUUGCCUUUCCUAUUACGUAGAUUGAAAGAGGAUGUGCUUCAUGAUUUACCACCCAAAAUUAUUCAAGAUUAUUAUUGUGAACUUAGUGACCUACAGAAAUCCCUCUAUGAAGAAUUUGCAAAAUCCCAAGCAAAAUCUUCCUUAGAGCAAGAUCUUGGCAGGCCAAGCGAAAAACCCAAAGGCGCUACACACAUUUUCCAAGCACUACAAUACCUUCGACGAUUAUGUAAUCAUCCUUUAUUGGUUGUGAACGAAAAGUAUCCAAACUAUAAGAAGGUUGAAUCUUUCUUACAGAGAGCCAAUUCAGAUAUACACAGCAUUUCGAACGCACCCAAACUACAGGCAUUGAGACAACUGCUAGGAGAAUGUGGUAUCGGUGCGACAGCUUCAACAGAGUCAGAAUCAGACCCUGCUUCUAUGGCCAUUGGAGCCGUCAGUCAACACAGAGCCCUUAUUUUCUGUCAAUUAAAACCUAUGCUGGACAUUAUAGAAAACGAUUUAUUUAAAACACUGAUGCCAUCUGUCAGUUAUUUACGUUUAGAUGGCUCGGUUGAUGCCAGCAAACGACAUGAACUCGUACAAAAAUUCAACGCAGAUCCUUCCAUUGACGUGCUGUUACUUACGACACAUGUGGGUGGUCUAGGUUUGAACUUGACCGGGGCUGAUACUGUUAUUUUUGUAGAACAUGAUUGGAACCCUAUGAAGGAUUUACAAGCCAUGGACCGUGCUCAUCGUAUUGGUCAGAAACGCGUCGUUAACGUGUACCGACUCAUUACAAGAGGCACUCUUGAAGAGAAAAUUAUGGGUUUACAGAAAUUCAAAUUAAAUAUUGCCAACUCAAUCGUAAAUCAGCAGAAUUCUGGUUUGCAAAGCAUGGAUACAGACCAGAUUUUGGAUCUGUUCAAUGUCAGUAAAGAAGGUGACGCUUCUUUAAAGAAGAAAUCAAAGAAUACAGAUGUCUCCGCGGAAGGCUUGGGUCCAGCAAAGAAUGUUCUUGAGAAUCUUGAAGCCUUAUGGGAUGAAAAAGACUACGAACAGGAAUACGACAUCAAUAGUUUUAUCAAUAGCCUUAAUUAAUUUUUAUCUAAACAAGACUCAUCAUAAUCUUUCUUUUUUAAAUGUUAAUGUGUAUUGCUUUACUUGCUUCUUUUCAUUUAUAAUGCCUGCAAUAAAAAAUACCUUUUCACAAUUUCACUGGAAUACUGAAUGAAACUCAGCGUUUUAAAAGUGCCCCUAUAACGAACGAUCUAUGUACGUCAUAUGUAAUCUUAAUAGCCAGAGUAAAAGUUACGACAGGAACCCAGAGCUAUAAUCCGAUACCUUCGAAUAAGAAGCUAUAAAAGCGUAAUAAACAAC